GAUGCACUUGUGUUUUCACACGUGCAGAGUAUAAUGCAAUGUAUGAAACGUCGUAAGUUUUUGGUACAUGUCGCUUUAAAAAGCGCUGUGCUGCGCUAUUCAGACAGUCAGUUUCAUCCUCCAGUAUGCAGUGAGUAGUACCCGCGUGCUGGUGAGAACCACACUAAAGUUAUCACCACGGUAACCAGUCUCCACCAGUCUGCCUCCUCGCCCUUACGAAUCAUCGGGAGGCGCAUCUCUUCUAGCCACCUUCAUUGCCCGCGAAUACAAUCAUGGUGAAGCUGGGGAGCAAUCUGACGGGGAAACCGGAGCGGGACGAGGGGUGGAAAGUGGCGGGAGGCCAGCCGGGGGAGGACGGCUUCGACAGCAUCCCGCUGCUGACGCCGCUGGACGUGAGUCAGCUGCAGCCCCCGUUCCCGGAUAAGGUCAUUGUGAAAACAACAACUGAGUACCAGCUGCAGCAGAAGAAGAAGAAGAAGUUGUACGUUCCUGGAAUCAAGAAGCUGAACAUUAACCUCUACGACGAGGUGUCGGAGAAAGUGAAGCUCACAGGUCUGAUCCUGAUCACCAUGGCGUUUCUAGCCUGUCUGCUCCUUCUGGUCAUGUACAAAGCUCUAUGGUACGACCAGCUCAGCUGUCCCGAAGGAUUUGUAUUCAAGCAUAAGCACUGCACCCCCGCGGCCCUGGAGAUGUACUUCUCCCAGCAGGACUCCGCCCCGCGCGGCAGCCUGUACACCGCCAUCAGCCACCUGAGCCAGGCCAAGAGGACCAUCCCCGAGCUGCUGCCGUCGUCAUGGUUACCAGUCAUCAACGCUCUGAAGGACGCCGAGAAGGAGUCCGGCCACACCCACCAGUAGAGCCGGGAAAGUAAAUAAAUAAAUAAAUGAAUGAAAACAGUUUUCGAGCGAACGUGUGGGUAUACCUGUGUGUGUGUGUGUGGAACCACUGGGGUGGUUACACUUGUGAGGUGAAGCAGACUAGCUAAACAAGCUAGCAAAAAAUCUUGGUAGCCAGGAAGGCGUCUGUUUCAGAAGCUUGUGCAUGGGCAAUGUCGGGCGUAUGUGCGUGCGUGCGUGUGUGAGCGUGUGUGCGUGCGUGUCUAUAUAAAGGUAAUGCACGAUUCAAUGUCUUAGUAAAAGUCUUAUUUAAGUUGGAGAAGUUUUUUAACAACCAGCAAGUACUUUAAUCUGGAUUUUUCAUGUCAGCAAACAUUAAAGUCUGGAUUUUUGAAAGAAAGUGAUCAGAACCCCAGUAUCUUUUAAUGCCAUCUAAGAAAAAAGGAUAAAGAGUACUGAGUCACUCCAUAAAAAAUGUCAGAUCUGAACAAAACCAUGUGAUUCUUAAACAUAAUGUAAAUGUACUUUUACUAAAAGGGAAUGCUAGAAAUGCCAGGAGCUACAGUUUAAAAGAUAAAAGAUUAAAAGUAGUAUUCUCCAGAUUAUCACUGGGAAACAGACCAUGUUCAGUUUUUCCAUUACAUUUUGAAUACAUCGUGUAGAGAUGAUCUUAUCUGAACAAACUGCAAAAGCCUUACUAAAUGAUUCAUGAACAUUUUCUGUUGGUUUGUAGAGUAAGUUUCUGUGUUAAAUCCUGUACAGGGCUAUCCAAAUUUGAUAUGCUGGCUCUAUUUAAACCACAUGAGUAAUCUUAUUGAAUGUCUGCUUUAAUUUGUAAACUCUAUUGCCUAAAUACAUAGUUAUUAUACAGUAUUUUGUUAGGAAUACAUAGUCACGUGAAAGAAAAAAAACAAAAAAAAACAUGAUUGCAGUGCAGCAUUGGUAAUUGUGCUACAUGUUGAUUUUGUCUCCUGUUCAUCAAAUGCUUAUGACCUUUAGAACUCAGAGGUUAACAUAAGCAGCAAGAACUUUCCAGAAAAGGGCAGGACAUUUGACCGCCAUUUUGUUUUUUUGUUUUAGCGCAAUUAACCCUCAAUUUGUGCUGCCUUCACAGCAACAGCAUGUGCUCACAAGUUAAUGCAUAUUCGCUCAGCUACAAUCUGUUACUUUGGCAUCAGUAUUGUGCUAUACUCAGUAUUGAAUUACAUGAAUAUUGUAAUGUAUCGCAUUAGAUAUUAUAUAUUGCUAUGGUAGCUGAAUGCACUGAAGUAGCAAUGGAAAAAAUAUGGGGGAAGGUGUUGCAGUAUAACGAGGGACGUAAUGCAUGUACGUAAUACAUGGCCAGUAUGAAGUAAGACCUGUUAGUUGGCCUAUUUUCCCACACAUUUAACCUAUGAGAAAAACCUAACUGCAAACGCAAACGUUUAGAAAUUAUAACACAGAUGGUAAUUAGUGGGUCAUUAGAGCUAUUUGUCUUUAAUUAAAUCCAUCAUUUUUUAUGUUUGCCACAGCUCUGGCUUCUUCUCAUUAUUGUGGCAAUUAUAUCUUGUUUAUAUCUUAUCUGUUUUUUUGGGGAAGAUUAAUUGCAUCCACUCUGAUUGUCAGUGCAAACAACAGUUGGGUACGAGUAUUUAAAAAAAGAUAUUUUUUAUGAAUAACCUUGAGUUGAACCUCUGGUAUUUUAAUGAUCGUUUAGAUAAUGUAUGCUUAUGCUCUGUACAGAAUUAUGCAGAAUUAUUUCUCAGUUGUGUAUGUAAUAUUGUGUAAUAAUAUUAUUUUUGUUUUGUUUUUUGAAAAAUAGUAUUUCAAAGUACUUUAAGGGUUUUAUCUAAUUAUAUUGCAGGUUCACAUGAUAAAACUCACCUGCAGUCAUUCUCGUAUUGCUUAAAUUAUGGAGUAAACGGUGUUUGUGAUGCUGAAAUUAGAAUUUCAGUUUUGGAUCUGUGGGAUGAUAUACUGAAAUAUUUUGCACAGAAAGGCUUCAUGCAGUUGAUUUUUUAAACAUUAUUUCAAACUAAGGGGUAUACAUCUGCAUUUGCGUGUACUUGGGCAUAUCUUUUUCACAAAUGAGAUUUAGACAAUGUGCUUGUUUAUUUUGCCAUUGAUAUCAUGAAUAUUUUCUUGAACUAUUUAUAUUUGAUAUGUUUAUAUGUUGUUGCUGUGUUUAUAUUUUGGAGGCUUAAUUAUGGUAUUUGUAGAAGGCUGUAGGUGGGGGUCGUCCUGUUUCAACAUCAGAGCCUGUUGGAGUAAUUCCGAGUUGUGUAACUGUCGUGUUCUAUCUUCUUUUAUAUUCCAGAAUCUCAUCUUUCAAAGAAAUUGGCUCUUUUUUGUGGACACCUUCUUGUCAUUUUUCAGUAAAUGUGAUAUUUUCACAGUGCAGCCAGCACCAUCUCUUUUUUGUGGUGUCAAGUGCUAAAGUGCCAAAUUUAAUGCUGUGAUCAUCUGCUUUGUUGUUAAUGAGAAAAGAAAAAAUACACUUGAAUGUUCACCCUUU
Messenger RNA from Anguilla anguilla (European eel), 3330 nucleotides. Its product is annotated as neuronal vesicle trafficking-associated protein 1-like. Bases 273 to 857 code for a protein of 194 amino acids. Gene Ontology annotation, biological process: endosomal transport; clathrin coat assembly; G protein-coupled dopamine receptor signaling pathway. The transcript has 5 exons. Gene Ontology annotation, cellular component: endosome; membrane. Gene Ontology annotation, molecular function: clathrin light chain binding. Lineage: Eukaryota; Metazoa; Chordata; Actinopteri; Anguilliformes; Anguillidae. The record is from RefSeq and is a predicted model, not a curated record.